AUGGGGUCCGUGAGAUGGAAAACACAUCAGCAGGGGCUGAUUAUACUCUGGCUUUUGUCCUUUUCAGGUGUUUUUAGCUUUAGUGAGCUGUCGUUCUCCGUCGAGCCCAAGGACGUGGCGGCGUCUCUCGGUGAGCGAGUUAUUUUGGACUGUCAGGCUCAGGGCGAGUCUCCCGUCGGCGUGCGAUGGAGGAAGAACGGCCUCCAGCUUCACGAGAGCGGCCGAUUGCGUGUCUUGUCCAACGGCUCGCUCUGCAUCUCCAGCUCAGCGCAAUCAGACGAGGGCUUCUACCAGUGUCUCGCACAGAACAGAUACGGAGCCGUCCUGAGCCAAAGAUCCCGUCUCACCAUCUCAAAUGUGCUGUUGUUCAUUACCCACCCGGUCCCUGCUGAAGUCACGCUGGGCUCUGUGGCCAGAUUCUCCUGUGCUGUCAGUGGAUCAGCGGUUAUCAGCUGGGAACUCAACCAAAGAUCUCUACCUCUGGAUUCAGACAGAAUCACUGUUUUGCCAAACGGAGUGCUGCAGAUCCACGAUGUGACAAUGAGGGAUGCUGGGAAUUAUCGCUGCUUAGCAACAAACAUGGCCAGUCGAGUCAGAAGCCGAGAGGCCGAGCUGACCAUCAUCCCAGCAUCGGGUCCGAGGCCUCUCAUGAAACCACACAUCAUAGCAGGACCGCAGAACAUCAGCGCCGGGCUGCGUCAGUCUGUGGUUCUGGAGUGUUUGGCGGAGGGAAACCCUCGGCCGCUUGUGUCCUGGAGCCGGGCCGACUCUAAACCCAUAGACGUGUCCGGAGCCAGAGUGCUGGGAAACGGGAACCUGAUCAUCUCUGUCGUUAAAGCUCAUCACAGCGGCACGUACCUGUGCCGGGCGACGACACCGGGAACACGCAACUACAGCAUAGCGCCCGGAAACCUCGCCGUACUCGUUCCUCCGACUCUAGUAGAGAAACCAGAGAGUCAGACCCGACCCAGAGCUGGUACGGCCCGUUUUAGCUGUCAGGCCGAAGGGACACCUGUUCCCCGAAUCACCUGGUUUAAGAAUGGUCAGGUGAUCCACUCCAAUGGACGCACCAAGAUGUACAACAAUAAACUGGUGAUAACCCAGAUUAUUCCGGAAGACGACGCCUUUUACCAGUGCCAAGCGGAGAACUCUCAAGGCUCGGUUGUGUCCACGUCCCGUCUCUCAACCCUUCAAAGACUAAAUAACGAAGAGUAUCACGCCGUGAUCGGGAAUGACACGACCAACCACAUUGUGGACGAUCUGGAACCAGCGCGAAACUACACGUUUUAUAUCGUUGCCUACAUGCCGAUGGGCGCCAGUCGCAUGUCGGAGCAGGUCACGCAGCACACGCUGGAGGAUGAAACGGCACUGAUUAUAGAGUCUAUACUCGCAGGACUAAAUAACGAAGAGUAUCAGGCCGUGAUCGGGAAUGACACGACCAACCACAUUGUGGACGAUCUGGAACCAGCGCGAAACUACACGUUUUAUAUCGUUGCCUACAUGCCGAUGGGCGCCAGUCGCAUGUCGGAGCAGGUCACGCAGCACACGCUGGAGGAUGUGCCCCUCCGUACGCCUGAGUUGAGCCUAACGAGUCGCAGUCCCACCGACAUCCUGGUGUCCUGGCAGCCGCUUCCUCCCAAACUCAGCCGUGGACGUGUUUCUGCGUACCGUCUGUCCUACCGUACGGCCACGGACGAGCAGGUAAUCUCUGUCGAGCUGCCCGUCCCGAGUGAGAACUGCACCCAGUACCUUCUGCAGGGUCUGCAGCCCGACACCAUCUAUUUGAUCCGAAUGUCCGCGUCAACCCGAGUGGGCUGGAGCCAACCGUCCGCCUGGAACUCCCAUCGCACGCCCAAAACAUCCAGCGCCACAGUGCCUCCCGCGCCAAACCUUGAGCUUGAACCUCUGAACUGCACCUCAGUGACGGUCCGCUGGCAUCCGUCUCCCAGCGACGCCGUCCUCCAGGGAUACAAGCUGUCCUUUCACCCAGACGGCCAAUCAGAGGACUCGCUUCUCCAGCUGCCCCCACAUGACCACCAGCACGCCAUCACAGGACUCAACCCCAGAGUGAAGUACCAUGUGAAACUGUUAGCGUUCAGUGCUAAUGGAGACGGCUAUCAGGCCCAUCAUACGGUCAACACUCCAGGGUGUCCAUGUACUAAUAUGUUCACGCUCGUGGCUCGCUGGAGAGUGGCAGGUUCUUCAGAGAGAAGCUCUGAGCAGACGGUAACAGUAACGGGUCUCCGGCCGAACACGCGUUAUGAGUUUGCAGUGCGUCUUCAUAUGGAUCAGAUGUCCAGUCCCUGGAGCGCCAGCGUCUAUCAGAGGACUCUACUGGAAGCCCCGUCGUCUCCGCCGCGCUCCGUGCGAGUGAGUCUGAUCGAGGACGACACGGCGCUGGUGUCCUGGAAGCAGCCGGAUCAGCCGGACCUGUCCGUCACGCACUACACCGUCCUGUACGCCUCGCAGAGCUCGUGGCUCGCUGGAGAGUGGCAGGUUCUUCAGAGAGAAGCGUUUAUAGACGGCCUGUACCACAUGGAUGAGAAGUCCGUGACCGGCAUCAUCGUUGGCGUGUGUAUCGCGCUGUCCUGCAUCUUCCUCUGCAUCUUCAUCCUCCUCACCAAGAGCACAACACAGAAGUCAGCUUCCUCAAAGAUGAUUGGACAGGUUAGGAAUGAUGUCAUGCGCAGUGCUGCGUCAUCAGCCAAUCAGCAGCAGGCGGAGAACGCAGCGGUCCUGCUGCCGAUGACGAGGACGCACUUCAUUGAUGCCAAAGGAGGAACAAAUUUAAUAAUAAACCACGCCGGACCAAUAAUGAGUGACGCUCAGAGCAAACUGAAAAAAUGGAGCAUGCUUAAUAAUAAUCAGAAGUCUAAUGGACAUAAAAGCAAGAUCGAGGAUCCCGCUGGUCUUUACGAAGUGGGGAAGACGGUUCUGCGUUACGAAGACGAGCAGUCGCGAGUCUAUUGUCCUCUCGGGGAGUCGGAGAGUUCGCAGACCAGCGGCGCAGACUCGGGAAACUUCUCUCACGAUGAGACGGAAACCGCCGAUCCUAACAGAGCCAACGACGGCGAGCCGUUUUCGAACGAAUGCAUCGCGAGCGUCUGCGCGCAAAUUCCAGGCGAAACGCCACCGAAAUCUCCCUCCCGCCUUCAGUUCGCCACGCUUUAA
Sinocyclocheilus grahami is the source of this 3171-nucleotide messenger RNA. It is a transcript of the gene prtgb, whose product is annotated as protogenin homolog b (Gallus gallus). The coding region runs from base 1 to 3171 and encodes 1056 amino acids. Gene Ontology annotation, molecular function: protein binding. The transcript has 19 exons. Lineage: Eukaryota; Metazoa; Chordata; Actinopteri; Cypriniformes; Cyprinidae. The record is from RefSeq and is a predicted model, not a curated record. Gene Ontology annotation, biological process: cell-cell adhesion.